AUGACCUCUCAGCUUCUGGCGUCGGAGCUCGCCAACCUCAUCCAGGAAAGCAAACGGAAGCACAAUGAUCUGCGACUGGCGGCCGAGAAGUCCCUGGAGGAGCUCAAGAGUCUGAGAGCGUCGUCCGAGCCUCAAUUCGCUGAUGAACUUGCCCAGCGGCCCAAUUUCGUCAACCCCUUCAUCAUUGCGUGCGGCACCAAGAACUCCAAGUUCACCGGCAUCGCCAUCGUCUGUCUGCAGAGACUCAUCAUCGCCCGCGCAUUCCCGCGGUCCAAGCUGAGUCAGAUCUUAGACGCCCUGCAGCAGGCCACGUCCGCCGGGCUCGAUGUCCAGCUCAAGAUCCUCCAGGGGCUCCCCGCCCUGCUCGCCAACUACUCGGCCGACGUCAAGGGCGAGCUCUUGGUCACCGCCCUGAACAUCUGCUGCGUUCUGCAGUCCAGCAAGAACGCUAUCGUUAACCACACCUCUGCCGCGACGCUCCAGCAGCUGGUUUUCUCCGUCUUUAACAAGGUUGCAACGGAGGACAGAUCCGGCGUCGGCUCGCCUACCGUCGGCGAUGUUCCAGUGCAGGAUGGCACCGUCUCGGUGAGGGCUGCGGCUAUGGAUGCUUAUAGGCGUCCGGAAUACCUUCGCUUCUCCGGCCUUCCGCAAACUUUCGGCCUGGAACUGAUAGAGUCGGUCCUGACGAACCACGCCGCCAUCUUUGCCACGCAUCCCGAGCAAGCCCACAUCCUGCGAACGAAAGUGAUGCCCUUCGUCAUCAAUGCUCUUCGCGGCAGGCUCAAUUUCGCAACCAGCGUGCGCCUCGUCCGCAUAUUGUACACCAUCGUCCGACGCCACCUCUCCAUUCUGCCGUCCGAGAGCGGCGACGCGCUCGAGAUACUGACUCAGCUCCUCGACCAAGACACGACGCUCUGGAAGCGAUCACUUUGUAUGGAAGUAUUUCGAGGAAUUUUUGCCGAGCACGUCCUGCUGCGACGGAUCUACAUGCUCUAUGACGCACAGGCGGGCCAGAAGAGCAUUCUCAAGAAUCUGACGGCCACGUUUGUCCGCGUCAGCACCGAAAAGCCGACCGUCAUUGGGCUGGGCCAUCAAUCUACAAUCCCCGUUGCGACAUCCAGCGCUGGGCCCUCGAGCGACCAGGUGAUGCUUGAGGCGAGCGGGGUGACCGGCAUCAUAGCCGGCUCGGUCAGUUCCGACGGCCACAACACCGGCAUUAGCAGCCAAUGGAGCACCGUGCGAGUGCCCUGCAUCGACCAGCUUGACAAGGCAGAGGCCCCAACAAUUCCGGAGUCCUAUGUCUACAGCCUUACUUUGGCUUGCAUCACCUCCUUGUCUGAAGGGCUUGCCAAGUUCAUCCUUCCGCUGACCGUUCCCGGCGAAGGCCGGAGAAGACGAGGCGCGAAGCAAGAGGCCGGCCGUGAUUCUCCCGCGCCCCAAUCCGAAGAGCCCUCCGAGAAGCUGGAACGGUCCGCGUCGUUCAAGAAAAAUCCAGUUCCCGUCAACCCCUUGACUCUCGAAGGUCACCCCCUUUACCCGGAGAUCAAGGUCUGUGCUGCCUUGAUCGAAACGUGCUGGCCCGCAAUCCUCGCCACAUGUUCCACCUUCCUCUACGCCGCCUUGGAUUCCGAGUACUACCAUGCCCUGGUCCGGGCAUUCCAAAAGUUCGCCCACGUUGCCGGCCUGCUGCAACUCGCCACUCCCCGCGAUGCCUUCUUGACUACGCUCGGCAAAGCCGCAGUUCCUCCAAAUGUCCUAACCGCGUGCCUGAACGCUGGCCCGGCGCGCCCACCGCCCAGCCCUGCACCUCCCGAGGGAUCCGGGAACAUCUUCAGCAACGCCCGAGGCCUGCUCAGCGUCGACAGUCUCGUCAGCCCGUCAACGCUUGGGGCCGAGAAGCAGAGGCAGCACUCCAUGGAUGUCAGCGGCGCCACCCUGAACACCCGGAACCUGCUGUGCUUGAGAGCGCUCCUCAAUCUCGGCAUCGCGCUGGGUCCGACGCUAGGAUCAUCUUGGAGCAUUGUCCUGGAGACUCUGCAGCAAGCUGACUUCGUCAUGUUCUUCACAGGCAAGGCUGCCGGAAGGACACCAUUGGCGGCAAAAGGCCCAGACCCGCAAGCCGAACAAGAGGCUAGCGCUUUGCUCGCCAAUUUUAAUACCGAAAUCCGGGCCGUCGAGACCGCGGCGUCCCGUCUUCUGGAGAGCACUAUUGACUUCCCGAACCCGGCUUUCGUCGAGAUCGUGGGCGCUGUGUGCAACCUCCUCGAACAUGCCGAGCCUCCAUCACAAGCAAGCAGCCGUCCACAAUCGCCACCCUCCGUGACCAGCCCCAAGGCGCCUGCACCUCCUGGCAAGCGGGUGAUGAGCAUCUCUUCGCCGUCCCUGGCAGGCCCAAACCAGGAAAACCAGUUUGCCCUAGCUAAGCUGGGUGAUCUCGCUUCUAUCAAUAUCGAAAGGUUACUCGCCUAUCCGCCAGAGGAAUCUGGCUGGGACCCGUUAAUAACCGAACUUAUCAACGUCAUGGGCUCCGUUUCCAACACUGCUCCUGUCCGAGCACGAGCGGCAGAGACACUGGUCCGCAUCCUGCUCGAGGAAGCAACCGCAAUGGCCUCUCAGCCAGCACAAGUGCGAGGGGAGAUCCAAAACCGGCUCCUUCGGGCGUUCCGCGACUCUCUCACCCCCUUGCAGGCUUCCAACCGCGAGGUGUCUAUCGCGAGCCAUGCUGUCGACGUUGAUAUCCAUAAGAUCAUUCUGGAAGGUCUCAAAAGCCUGCUCGAAAAUUGCGGCGAGUCGUUGAUCAGCGGCUGGGAGCUGACGUUCGAGAUCAUCGACAGCAUCUUCCUCAGCCGCAGCCUGGCCGCAGAGGCCGGCCAGGAUGCGUCGGCCGAACGGUCGGUUCUGCCAACGCGCGCCGUCAAACUUAUACGCCCCUCCUUCGCGUCCUUGCAGCUCAUAUGCUCCGACUUUCUCCCUUCGUUACCUAACGCCUGCUUCCUCAAUCUGGUCGAUACCCUGUACAAGUUCUGUACGCAAGAUGAUGAGCUGAACGUGGCGUUGACGACUGUCACUUUUUUCUGGGCCAUUUCGGAUUUCCUCUCUGCAAAGAGCAGGUCAAUGUCAAUUACUGAAGACAUGAUGGGUGCGUCGGGAGACGAGAGGUUAGCCACGUUGGCAGCGGAACCGUUCGAAAAGGGCUCGGCGGCAGCGCUCUGGAUGCUGCUGCUCUUGAGGCUGAAAUCGGUCGCGACGGACCAAAGAUUGGAACUCAGAAACAGUGCCAUCCAAACGCUGAUGCGGAUAAUGUCGGCAUAUGGCGAGAGCCUCAGCCCGGAGGCUUGGUCCGUCUGUAUGAAGACGGUCAUCUUCAGCCUGCUCUCCUCUGUCGAGCGCGAGCUGCGAGCCGUCGACGCGUCUUCUGCGAAGGACAAAGGCCAGGAAGAGUGGAAAGAGACAGCCAUCGUGGUGACGCAGGGGGUGUCAGACUUGUUUGGUUCGUACCUCAGCGUACUCGCCGCUCACCGAAGCUUUGCGGAGCUCUGGGAAGACCUGGUUCAGCAUUUCCGGCAUCUGCUCGACCUUCAAAUUCUCGACAUUAAUGCUGCUACGUACAGCGCUCUGCGUGACAUCCUUCACCGAUGUGCCGAGCAAGAGAAACCCGGCAUUGGGCCAGCUAACCUCGACCUGGCAUGGGAGCUAUGGUCACAAAGGGUGCCUGUGCCGGAGGACGGGGACGAGGACAAGUUGUCGGAUAACCAGAAGUGCCUGCUGGUUUGGGUUGAGACGCUGUUGGUGCUCUACGGACUCAUCCGAACGAGCUUCAGCGUCGGGCAUGUGCGCAGGAUGCUCACCCUUCUCCGUGACGCAAUGCAACACGCAACGCCGGGGGCGUACGCCAGCGACGUCGAAUAUGUCACGCCUCUGCAAGGCAAGAUUCUCGAGGUCUUCCGUAUGGUACGCACCGAUGUGCCGGGCGUCCCCUCCGCGAUGGUAACCCAGGUCGCCGAGUUUGUCUCUCUCGCCUUCGCCCAGCCAGACCCAGCCAAGGCCGCAGCAGAGCGGCGUACCUACGUCGCCAUGUCGAAGGAAAGCAUGUCCAUUCUUCAGUCUCUUAUUGUCGACAACGCCUCGGAGCGGGAUAUAUACGAAACGGGGGCGUUCGCCGCGGCCUUGACUGCUCUCACCACGCCCGUCGUGCUGAAGUAUCAGUUCAAGAUCGUUACCAAAUCCGUGCAGCCGUGGAGAGCAGCGACGCAAUCUGCCAUAGCCGUGCUGGAAGCCUCACUUUCCCAUCUCUUGAGGAUGGAUCUGCCUCGCGCCACGACGCAGAACAUCUGGCAGAUAGUUGUGUCGAUCAGCAACGGGAUCAUCAGCGCGGAUCUAGCUGCCCCUGCCGCCACAACCGCCGACGUCAUGGACGACCAAGCGUUCGACAUCGCUUUCUUCCGCAAACUGCGCGACCUCAUCAUCCCAGCGCUCGGCGCAGAGCUGAUCCCGGACGAGACCCGGAAAGCGUACGCCGAGGGCCUGUUUCGCACCUCCAUCAUCCACGCUCCUGCCCUCGCCGAAGCGGCGAUCAUCUACGGGAGCGACCGCGACCCCGCAGCGGGACUGGCCGCUCUUCUCACCAAGCGCAACGGCCGCACCAUCGACCCGCCGCCCACCAAGCGCAGCCUCAUGAGCGAGGUCUGCCUCGACGAGCUGUUCUCCCUCGUAGCCGCCCGCCAGGCCGAGACAGCUUCCCCAGGCACAGCAGCAGCAGCAGGACACGCCCCCGACGACAACGACCACGACGACGAGGAAGACAAGGACGACGAGCACAUCCGCCUCGCCCGCACCGCGGCGCCGUACCUCCUGCUGCGGUGCGCGCUGCCGCUCCGCGCCUACGCCGCCGACCAGCCGCUGCGCGGGCGCAUGCCGCAGCCGCUGUCGCAGCGCCGCGAGCUCGCCCGCGUGCUGCGCCGCCUGGUCGCCCUGCGCUCCGAGCCGGCCGCCAUCCCGCACGCCCCGCCCCGCGUCCCCCGCUGCGCCACCCGCAAGCACCUCCUCCGGCUGUACCCGCUGCUGGUGGCUGCGGCGCGGGUCGCGGGCUCCGCGGGGGACGAGAUGGUCUUGGCCCUGGUUAGGGAGGCGUUGGAUGCUGUGGGCGGGGAGUUUGGGGUUUGA
This is a messenger RNA of Thermothielavioides terrestris NRRL 8126, 5163 nucleotides long. RefSeq lists its product as uncharacterized. Lineage: Eukaryota; Fungi; Ascomycota; Sordariomycetes; Sordariales; Chaetomiaceae. Bases 1 to 5163 code for a protein of 1720 amino acids. The record is from RefSeq and is a predicted model, not a curated record. The transcript is spliced from 7 exons.